UGACAAGACCGAGCGGUGGGGUUAAUCUGAUCGCGGUGAAGAUGUCCCAGAUAUCAGUACGAAUGGAUCUUAAGCAACUCAGAAGCAAUGUUUUCCUCACAUUUUCCGGAUCCGGAUGGAGCCAUUAACAUGGCAGAGCAAAAGCUAGGCUUUGUGGACGAGGAUCCCGACAUGGUCAACAUUCAGCUCAGUGCCAAGAUCAAGGAGUGUGGAGCUGGAAUCUGCACCCUUGACUUCCUCAAGAAGAAGGUCCCCAGUAUCAAGUGGAUACCAAAAUACAGUGUUCGUGAUCUGCAGUGCGAUUUGAUUGCUGGUCUCACAGUGGGUCUGACUGUCAUUCCUCAGGGUCUUGCCUAUGCCAAACUUGCCGGUCUACCUCCUCAGUAUGGCCUGUACUCGUCCUUCAUGGGGUGCUUCAUCUACUGCUUACUGGGAACAUCCAAGGAUAUCACCCUUGGGCCCACUGCCAUCAUGUCUCUCAUGACCGGGGCCUUUGCCACAUCUCCAAUACAAAAUGAUGGCACCUACGCCAUUGUGCUCAGUCUCAUGUGUGGAGUGGUACAGUUCGUAAUGGGAAUUUGCAAUUUAGGAAUCCUUGUGAAUUUUAUAUCCUAUCCAGUCAUCAACUCAUUCACAUCAGCUGCGGCCAUCACUAUAGCAUUUGGUCAGGUCAAGAGUCUGCUGGGUCUACAUAAUAUACCAAGAUCGUUUGGUCCUAUGGUGUACGAGACAUUUAGAAAUAUAGGAGAAACAAAUCCGUGGGACCUGUUACUGGGAUUUUGUUGUCUGGUACUAUUAUUCUUUUUAAAAAAAUUACGGACUUUGAAAUGGGGAGACGAGGGAGAGGAGAAUAUCCCCAAGGUGCAGACGGUGGCCAGGAAGUUUAUAUGGCUUGUCGGGACGGGAGCCAAUGCUAUCAUAGUGAUAUCUGCAGCCGGUAUUGCAGCGUCUCUUCUCAGUCAAAACAUCACUGGAAAACUGACAAUCACCGGCCACUUAAAGGAGGGGUUACCUCCCUUUAAACCGCCAUCCUUCUCCGUCAGUAAUGGCACUCAUACAUACACAGCUAGUGACAUCUUUAGUUCUAUAGGUGCUGGCUUUGGUAUUGUCCCUUUAAUUGGUUUGGUGGAGACAAUCGCCAUCGGAAAGGCUUUCGCCCGACAGAAUAACUAUCGCAUUGACCCCAGCCAGGAACUUGUUGCUAUUGGGGUGGCAAAUAUCGUCAGCUCAUUUGUGUCGUCCUACCCUGUGACAGGCAGCUUCUCCAGAACUGCUGUCAACUCGCAGAGUGGUGUGAGAACCCCAGCCAAUGGCAUAUUCACAGGUGCUCUCAUCCUUCUGGCGCUGGACCUCCUGACCCCCCUCUUCUACUACAUCCCCAGCGCGCUCGCUGCCGUCAUCAUCUCCGCUGUGCUUCAGAUGGUGGACUACAAGAUAGUCCUCAUCCUCUGGAGAGCCAACAAGUGGGAUCUUGUGCCUUACACCAUCACCUUCAUUGCAUCUCUGGCUAUAGGGAUAGAGUAUGGCAUUCUGGUCGGUAUAGGCAUCUCAAUCUUGAUGCUCCUGUAUCCAACAUCCAGGCCCAAACUCAAGUCCCUCUCCCGUCCGGGUAUUCUGGUAGUCCGACCUGACCAGGGACUGCUGUUCCCGGCUGCUGAGUACUUCCAUGAGACAGUCCUGGAGAAGGCCACCAGUGAUGGUCGUCAGAGGUCUGUGAUCCUAGAUUUCCAGCAUAUCAGUGGUAUUGACUACAGCACAGUCAUGGGCCUGAUGCAGCUCUUGGCUGAGAUGAAGAGGAGAGGACUGGGUGUCAUCCUGGUGAAUGUGGCACCUACAGUGAUGUACAGCCUACAGAAGGCCGAGCUCCCCGGACUUGUGAUCUCCAACUCUGUGGAGGAGGCGUGCGAGGAGCUGCAUGUUCAGGAGGACAGAGUGUUGGAUGUUGAUGUCGAUGUCGAUGAGACUAAACCACUUAUCAGCAAGAGAACUUAGUGAGGGUACAGAACAAUGCAGGCGGGUGCUUGCUGGGACGGAACAUUGUGUACAGGUGCAUGCUGGGACGGAACAUGUGUGCAGGUGCAAGCUGGGACGGAACAUUGUGUACAGGUGCAUGCUGGGAUGGAACAUUGUGUGGAGGUGCAUGCUGGGAUGGAACAUUGUGUACAGGUGCAUGCUGGGAUGGAACAUUGUGUGGAGGUGCAUGCUGGGAUGGAACAUUGUGUGCUGGUACUGGUGCUGGGCUGGUCAAUGCAGGCAGGUGCUUGCUGUGACAGAAGAUUGUGUGGAGGUGCUUGUUCGGACAGAACAUCGUGUGCAUGUGCCUGCUGGGGCUGUUCAAAGCAGGCGUGUGCUUGCUGGAACAGAACUAUACAUGCAAAUGCUUGGUUGAUCAAGGCAGACAAGUGCAUGCUGGGAUGGAACAUUAUAUGCAGGUGCUUGCUACGGAUGAUCAAGGCAGGUGCUUGCUAUGGAUGAUCAAGGCAGGUGCUUGCUAUGGAUGAUCAAGGCAGGUGCUUGCUAUGGAUGAUCAAGGCAGGUGCUUGCUAUGGAUGAUCAAGGCAGGUGCUUGCUAUGGAUGAUCAAGGCAGGUGCUUGUUGGACAGAACAUUAUAUGCAGGUACCUGCUGUGGAUGAUCAAAGCAGGCAGGUGCUUGAUUGAGAACACAUCUUAUUGCAGGCAUAUUGCAAACAAGUGCUUCCUAAAGAGAGAACAUUGUACCGGUAUGUGUAGACUUGUUAGGGAAAAAUACAUUGCAUACUGGCUCUUCUGUAAUAUGUUUCAGGGAGACACAAUUUGUUUAAUUGCAGGCAGAUAUUUGUUGGUGCCUGUUAUCAGUGGGUAAAAUCAAUAUCGUUUUGCUUGAUUUACAACAUGUGAAUGAAUAACUAUUUAUGCGGUUUAUACAGAACUCAGUAAUGCAAUGAUCAAGAACUGCCAGCUGCUAUAUAACAUCACUGUCAUUGUAUAUCCUUCAUCAUGUGUAAUGGCAGGCACAUUUGCUUCCUGUAUGGGACAGAUUUAUAAGAAAUAAUGUCCUAGGACUCAAGAGCAGGCAGCAUCUUCAGCUGAAGACAUCACACAAUAUGAAAUACACAAUAGCAGUGCAGUGGUCAGUGUUUUGGUCAUUAUACAGAGCUGUGUCAAAGACAAGCAAGGGCUUGGGCUACUGAUAGUGUGUCCUGACUAUAGGGGCUGUUAUUCAAAAUAUAUAUGGCCCUUGCAAUGAACUUCCUUUCUGCUGUGUCAGCAGUUUUCCUAUCUGUGAUGGUAGAUGAAGUUUUGUUGUCACUUGUAUAAGAAGCUGAUUGUGAUCAUUUGCAAAUUUACUUUCGUCAUAUAUAUUUUUUGUAACAAUGCUUAUUUUUAUAUUGAAUGGCAUUUGGUAUUGUACAUAAAAUUAAUGUUAUUAUAAGAUCAGGUAUGAUCUUUUAAA
Molecule: messenger RNA, 3434 nt
Organism: Haliotis rubra (blacklip abalone)
Lineage: Eukaryota; Metazoa; Mollusca; Gastropoda; Lepetellida; Haliotidae
Product: sodium-independent sulfate anion transporter-like
Biological process (GO): transmembrane transport
Cellular component (GO): membrane
Molecular function (GO): secondary active sulfate transmembrane transporter activity
Source: RefSeq, a predicted model, not a curated record